AUGAUAUUACACCUUUUCAAUGCUGGCAAAAUAAAAGUAAAGGCAAUUGCACGAGCGCUUCGCCAUGCUGAGCAGUCUCCUUCCGUCAAUCGCCGGCGGAUUAGCCAGAUCUUCUCCCGUGAAGAACAUUCCAGUCCCGACUCUCAUUUGCAGCCUUCCCACCUGCAUCGAUGGGCUUCUAUUCCUGGGGUCCAAGAACCUUCCCCUGCCGUAGACAGGACGGAUUCUUCUCUAUCAUAUGAAGGUGAUGAUAAGAUUGAGCAUACAGUAGCUGGAAUUCCUGAAAGACAACUACUUCAAUCUCCAUCACGGUUCAUAGAGCAAGCCGGAAGUUACGGGAGCAUUGUAGCAUCACCCCCGCAGGAUGCACCCCCGUCCAUUCCACCUUCUCUUGAACUUCCAGAUCCUGCCUUGGAUCCCGGGCAACCGGAUUCACCCCCCCUCUCUCCCCACCAGAGUGGUGCUUGGACCAGUGGUGUGGUUGGCCAGUCCCGAAGCCCUGAAGAUGUCAAUAUUAAUACCUCAGGAUUAUCGAAAAUACGAAGCGAAGAUGUUGCUCCAGUCACCACACCGACUAAAAAAUCUGUAUUCUGGCCUCGGCGCCAUUCCGUUCCUGCACGGGUAUUCGAUCAACAAAAGUCACGUUUGAAAAGCGUGUUUAUUCCUAAGUCUCAUCGCGAAAAUAACAUAAACAACGGCCCCGCAGACGAACUGGUAGUUCUAAAAUAUAGAGAAUCGGAGUUUUUCGCUUUUAUGGAUAUAGAGCUGGCUAAAAUUGAAUCAUUCUACCUGUUGAAGGAGAAAGAGGCAACGGAGCGGCUCGCGACGUUGAGAAUGCAACUCCAUCUCAUGAGAGAUACUAGGAUCGAGGAGAUCAGAGCCAGCAGGCGGAAUGGGAAUGCAAAAAGUUCCCUUGGUGUGGUUGCCUCACCAACCAAGUGUUCUUCCGUCGGAAAUUGGAAGACGCCGUUGGGGGGCGCCAUAGGUAAAGGCCGCUCGAGGAAAACAUCCAAUGCCAUGCAACAGCUCGCAACACCUUCUGGCCCAACACCAAGACCCUGCGCUACUGACGGCUGUCGAGAUUUUGUUCGUCGUCAAGAUUUAAACGAAGUUUCAUAUCGUUCUGCUAAAAGGAAACUAAAAGUUGCUUUGAUAGAGUUCUACCGUGGACUCGAACUUCUCAAGGCCUACGCAGACCUCAAUCGAAAAGCGUUCCGCAAGAUGAAUAAAAAGUACGAUAAAGUUACGAAUACCCGCCCAGCUGGUCGUUACGUUUCCGAGAAGGUCAACAAGUCUUGGUUUGUCCAGAGUGAGGUGGUUGAAAAUCACAUGGUGUCCGUCGAAGAUCUCUAUGCGCGCUAUUUCGAGAGGGGGAAUCGUAAGGUUGCCAUCAGCAAACUUCGUGGCAGAUCUUCAAGAACCUACGAUCAUUCUUCAAGCUCUUUCCGCAAUGGCUUGACUCUUUCGGGAGGCAUCGUUUUCGGUCUUCACGGAGUUGCCUAUGCUGUACACCGGUUGUAUCAUGGGAAUGAUGAGGUCCGUGUUUGGACUAGUUACUUGCUUCAGAUAUAUGGUGGUUACUUCCUCACGGUGUUUCAUUUUCUUCUUUUCUGUCUCGAUUGCAAAAUUUGGUCAAUGUCUAAAAUCAAUUAUGCCUUCGUUUUCGAAUUCGAUACCCGACAUGCGUUGGAUUGGCGCCAACUGGCUGAGCUACCUUGCUUGUUUUUUCUGUUACUUGGGAUAAGUAUGUGGCUCAAUUUUCGCUGGGUGAAUGUAAUGUACAUAUACUGGCCUGCCGUUUUGAUAACUCUCACCGUUGUCAUAUUGCUUCUUCCUGCUCGCAUCCUCUACCAUCGUAGUAGGAGAUGGUGGGCCUAUUCAAACUGGCGGCUGUUGCUCGCGGGACUCUACCCUGUUGAGUUCCGUGAUUUUUUCCUAGGAGAUAUGUACUGCUCCCAGACCUAUGCCAUGAGUAACGUCGCACUCUUAUUCUGCUUAUACAUCAAUGGAUGGGAUAACGCACCUAAAUGUAAUUCAUCUCAUUCGCGAGUGAUGGGCCUCCUCUCGACACUCCCGUCUAUUUGGCGUUCCCUUCAGUGUCUACGACGUUAUCGGGAUACUAAAAAUGUAUUCCCCCAUGUUGUAAAUCUUGGGAAAUACACGUUUUCAAUCCUCUACUACACGACCCUGAACCUCUACCGGAUCAACAACUCAAAGGGUCUUCGAGCCCUCUUCAUCACAUGCGCCUGUAUCAAUGCCAUAUACAGUUCUACGUGGGAUGUGGCCAUGGACUGGAGUCUAGGGAAUCCCUACGCUAAGUAUAACUUUCUCCGAAAGUCUCUUGGUUUCCGACGCCGCUGGGUGUACUACCUAGCAAUGAUCAUCGACCCGGUCCUCCGAUUCAACUGGAUUUUGUACGCCUCAUUCACGCAUGGGUUUCAACAUUCAGCCUUUAUCAGUUUCUUCAUCUCAUUCCUCGAAGUAUGUCGACGAGGAAUGUGGUCGAUAUUUCGUGUGGAGAACGAACACUGCACCAACGUCGCCAGAUUCCGUGCCUCACGAGAUGUCCCGCUACCAUAUGUUAUCCAGACCCCAUCUGGGCCGUCACUUGGCCAGGUACCUGAACAACAGUCUAAUGUCGUCCAACAAGAAAGCGUCCCGAGAGAGCACCAAGCUGCGACAGGUUUUGAUGUGGAGAAUGGCGUCGAAAAUGGUUCUGUUCGACAACGCAAGGCGUCCUAUGCUCCCGACAUUGCGCGAACGUUGACGCGUGUAGGUACAAUGCUCGCAAUGGCACAUGCGCAGGACUUCGAGCGGAAAAAGCAACUUGGGAUUCUGGGUAAAACUGCCGACGAUGAGAAUCCGCAUCCGGUAGGUGGGAGAGAUAGUAGUAGUACGGAAGAUGAAGCGGAAGACGACGAUGAUGAAGAAGAAGAAGAGAUAGAGGCGGAGGUGGACCGGGAAUUGGAGUAUCAAGAUGACGGGAAGAAGACAUCUUAG
Molecule: messenger RNA, 3000 nt
Organism: Paracoccidioides lutzii Pb01
Exons: 7
Coding region: 1-3000 (999 amino acids)
Biological process (GO): cellular response to phosphate starvation; phosphate ion transport
Cellular component (GO): cytoplasm; plasma membrane; Golgi apparatus
Molecular function (GO): inositol hexakisphosphate binding
Source: RefSeq, a predicted model, not a curated record